AGGCCCAAUGCGAGAUCGAUUAGCGGAUUUUCAGCGUAGAGUCGUCACUGACCGAUUUGAAGAGGUCGAGUUGGGUCCUACACCACCAGCUGGCGUUCCGGAAGGGAUUGCCACAGCCAUAGAUGGACGGUUGAGUUUGACUCGUAAGCUACUCAGUGAACUCCAGUCGGAAAUUGAAGUACUUCGUCGAAAAGAACAGCACAUUUUAGCUUUAGCUGUAGCCGAUCCUACUGAAAAGGAUGUGCUGGAAGACCAAAUAGGAAAGAUCCGGCGAAAAACGGUCGAUUUGAGGAGAAUGGUGAAUGAAGUCGACAAUGAAUUCAAUGAAUUUGCGAGAGUCUGUAAAUCUUCCGGAGAAGUGCGAGUCCGCAAAAACCAAAUCGAUCUCAUAAGGAAGAAGCUGAGAGAUCUCAUCAUUCAGUUCAACGAAACACAUGCUGAUUAUCGGUCACGAGUGUCGGUGCGAGUUCGACGUCAGCUACGAGCAGUCGGUGAAAAUGUUACGGAAGAGGAGGCAGAUAAAAUCAUUGACGCUGCCGGUCACGAUGAGCUGUUUUUCCGCCAAGUGAAUCCCUUAUCUGUAUCGGCAAAGGCUGCCUUAGCUGAUGUCAAACGCAGGCAUAAUGAGAUUGUCGAGUUGGAGAAGAGCAUACAGACAAUGCAAGAAAUUUUUGUCGACUUGCAGAAUCUCACAGAAAUACAGAACGAAAUGGUAGACAACAUUGCGCAAAAUAUUGAGACCACUAAGGAACACGUGGAACAAGGUGCUCGAAAUGUGAAGGUUGGGUUGGAGUACAAGAAGAGCGCAACACGAAAAAAGAUAUUGGUCUUACUAUGUGUAAUCAUUAUAAUUCUUCUUCUCAUCGUGGCCGCAAUCAUAUUGGCAGUUUUCCUCUCGAACCACAAAUAAAGUAUGUCGAUAUCCGGUGCCAACGAUCUUUGCGACGCAACAGUUUCCCUCUACCAUAUGAGACGACGCAUCUAUUCUCGCCGUUUUUCGUAUCUUCUCAAGUGGCCUUCUCUUUGUUUGUUUUUUGUAGAUAAUUACUUGCUACUUAUGACACAUAAAUCACUUAUCUUGUGGAUAUCUUGCAUUUGCAGAGGUUUCGAGGUCACGGGAAGCGUUUUUGACGAAUUUUCUCAUGCGUUUUUAAUGUACAUUUGUUGACUAAAACACCUACCAAGCUGUUACAACCCGAUCAGUCUGCAAACCGAGGACGCUCCACGUCUGCAAAU
Messenger RNA from Cylicocyclus nassatus, 1236 nucleotides. Lineage: Eukaryota; Metazoa; Nematoda; Chromadorea; Rhabditida; Strongylidae. The record is from the annotation of a GenBank genome assembly.